Messenger RNA from Maudiozyma barnettii, 1593 nucleotides. It is a transcript of the gene MIH1, whose product is annotated as putative tyrosine protein phosphatase MIH1. Gene Ontology annotation, molecular function: protein tyrosine phosphatase activity. The record is from RefSeq and is a predicted model, not a curated record. Bases 1 to 1593 code for a protein of 530 amino acids. Lineage: Eukaryota; Fungi; Ascomycota; Saccharomycetes; Saccharomycetales; Saccharomycetaceae. Gene Ontology annotation, cellular component: nucleus; cytoplasm. The transcript has a single exon. Gene Ontology annotation, biological process: positive regulation of G2/M transition of mitotic cell cycle; protein dephosphorylation; positive regulation of G2/MI transition of meiotic cell cycle.
AUGGAUGACCUGAUAGAAAGUGCUGUUAAGGAUGAAACAAAGACAUUGCACCGCAUGUCUCUAGGGAGCCCGUUCAACAAGAAACUGUUCAAGAACAUGCAUACGCUGUUCAAGUCUGGCGAUUCCAAAAAGAAGAAUAGAAGUAGCAAUGAAUAUAACAAUCAAGAUUCUGCAGGUUCAGCUCUUGAUUCAAAUAGCAGUAGUAUUAACGAGAAAUCACCAGUGGCUCCUAUAUUCAGUAUCGAGACUACCGCAGCAAAACUGUCUCCAUUGGCAUUACAUAUCAGUUCCGAGGAUUUGAUGCUGUCUCCUAGUAUGAUGAGUCCUACAACCAAUCGGAGAAAUAGGAUUCAUCGUUUGAAUUCUACAGUGACGAGCCCCACAAUACAGAGAAGGACAUCAAUGACUCAGCCUCGUAAGAAUAGUCUAGGGUUAUAUCGUACCGAAAGUUUUAAGAAGAAAAAAUUUCCAAUGAGAAAUUCUAGUGUCAAGAGAAUAAAUUCAAUUUGCUCGUUAAAUAAUCAAUACAAAGAUUUAAAUAUUGUUUCUCCAUCACAUUGUGUUUCUAACCAACAAAAUAAAGCUUUCACCCCAGGACAUCUGGAGAGAGAAAACUCGACAUUGAGGAAUAGUAAUAUACCCACAUACUACAUGCAUGACAUUGAUCAUUAUUCUGCAAAGAGUAAAAUGUCUUUAAAUGACACAUUCCCUAGAAUCAGUGUUAAUACUUUGAAAGAUAUUAUAGUUGACAAUGCCCAUAAACCUCUCUAUGAUGAUUAUAUGAUAAUCGAUUGCAGAUUUACAUACGAGUACGAAGGUGGACAUAUCAAGGGAGCAAUGAAUUUUUCAAGACCAGAAGAUAUCGCAACACAUCUAAUAGAUCAAAGGAUAGCAGAUAAUACAAUCCAGGGGUCUCACCGAUGUCUCUUGAUAUUCCAUUGCGAAUUCAGUGCACAGAGGGGUCCUACUUUGGCAUCAGCAUUUAGAAACCAUGACAGAUGUGUCAAUCAUGACAAUUACCCACAUUUGUUCUAUCCGGAUAUUGUGAUACUGGAUGGUGGUUACAAGGCUUUCUUCGAUUAUAAUUCAAGUCUUUGUUCCCCAAUUAAUUAUGUAGAGAUGGAUUCUAAAGAAAAUAUUAUCGAUUGUGAAAUUCAAAUGGAUAGAUUUAGAAAGGCUUCAAGAAAAGUUAUUACAAGAAGUAACUCAUUGAGGACAUUUGCCAGUGCAUCAAGUCUCAAGUCCAAUUCUAAUAACCCAUCCACGGCACGACAUAGUAAUUCGAAGACGUGGAAGGAGGCAAGGAUAUUGGAAGAAAGAGAUAGUAAUAUCUUUAGACCCGAUCCACCACCAAAAUUAUUCUACAAACAUCUUAAUAAUUGCUCCAAUGGUGGUUCUAGUGUAUCUAGUGAUGAUAUAUGUUCCUCACUGGCUUCUACAAGCAGUACUAUCAGCAUCGGAAGGUUGCAAUCCAGCGAUAAUAUUCCAAGCGAUCCAUAUUUCAGUUAUGAGGAGAAUGACGAAUUUAGCCAUAAUCAUGAACAUGUUGUGAUUCGUUCCCCAUCUAGAAGGUUAACAUUCACAAAAAGUUGA